Molecule: messenger RNA, 2732 nt
Organism: Hyposmocoma kahamanoa
Lineage: Eukaryota; Metazoa; Arthropoda; Insecta; Lepidoptera; Cosmopterigidae
Exons: 6
Coding region: 218-2140 (640 amino acids)
Biological process (GO): arachidonate secretion; phospholipid metabolic process
Source: RefSeq, a predicted model, not a curated record
ACUGCACUCGUCCGCCAUUCUUUAUGUUUUCGCGAUUCUUUUUUAAAGUUCGCGAUUUGUAAUCUCAUUGCGUGUGAAAUGAAAUAAUUUUGAAUUUGGAAUGUAUUAUUUUUUUAAUUUACAUAGUGAUGUGUUGUGAUUUUGCAUAGUGCCCAGUGUUGUGACAUUUCGAAAGCUGUUUAUUAGGCAUCGAUUGAUUUCAGAUGGACAAAAAACAAUGUACCACAGGGAGAGGCGAAAGAUGAAGUAUCUCUUCAUAUUUGCAUCGUUAAUCCUUGUUCAGUCAGCCAUCUGCAAGUCUAUAGAGAUAACAGGUGUUCCCGUUGGGCCCACUGAUGAUGACUUAGAUAACAACAUCAUAGAUUUCGACGAAGACUACACCAUUAAAUUUAACAAGAAGUACGGAUCUGUUCCAUGGCAUACAAAUGACAAAUUCAACAAAGAUACUCACAAAUACACUGUCGUUAAAGAGAAUACUUUAAGUACAUACGAUAAAAGUCCAAAAGAAAUUGUCGAGGAUACAACGCCAAGCGAAAAUCUAGGUGUCAUACCACUAGAAUUAAUAAGUACAACAGAGAAUGCUCUACUAAGUAUCAUAGAAAGUACUACUGCAGUUGAUUUAACAGUUAUUCCUUUAUCUAAUACAAAAAGAACAGUUCCUUUUAUUGAGAUUGCACAAACAGUGACAUUACCAUCAUCGACACAAUCGACUGAAACAUCAACAGACAGUUUCUACAUAACAACAGAAAAUGAUGACAAAGCUAUUACAAUUAGUGAAAAUAGUGAAACAACCACGACAAAAAGAGACGUAGCUAUUCAACUAAAAGAAAUUGAAGCUUUAAAUAAAGAAAUAGAGCAAAAAACUCAAGUUAAAUUUGAAGUGGAGUCUACUAGUAUAACCACCGACGUAGCUGUUACUAAAACUCUCGAGUUCAAGUUUGAACCUAAAAAUAUAACAGAUAAUUCUGCAUCUGUUAGUAUUCCAGAAAAGGAAACCACAGUAUCAAAAACUGAAACAAAGAUAAAUGAAACAAAUUCAAAAGAAAUUCAAACAAUUGCCAAUAUUCAAAAUUCGUCAAAAAUCGAUUUAAUGAUUUCAACACCGAAUAAGACAACAGUCGACGAAGAAAAUUAUAAAACCAAAGAAAAUAAAAGCAACAUAAUCACAGCAAGCAACAAAUCAAGCGUAGAUGAAAUAUUUACCACAAAUUCUAAGAUAGAAACAGAAAUUAAUUCAGAUUGGGAAAUAGAUUCAAAAGAAGACGUAAUACCUUAUACUGGACUUGACUCUGAGGAAGUGCCUGAAGAUUAUUAUGAUGCUAAAGACGUGGUACCCACCACCGCUCCGAAAACUGAUGCGUUGUCAGUAAUAUUUGGUCUAGCCGGUAGUAUGGUGGAGAGCGUGGUUGAAAGUGUGGCGGAAAGAGUGGUGCCUAAAGGAAUUUAUGAUCUCUUUAAAAGGAUGCAGAAGCAAAGUGAGGCGUUGGAGGCUGAAAGAUUGAGGAGUCGAGAAGAGAAUGGAGGAUUAGGGCAAUUUGGCCGCGGUAUACUUAAAAGUAUCUCAACUGGUCUCAGCAAGCCUCUGAGCCAGCUGAUGGCGGGGGUCAAAGACAUUGGUUCGCUGGAUUCUGAUCGAGGUUUCGUCUCUAGCCUUGCUUCAGGAGUGACCAGUGUAGCCAGCGCUGCCAAUUCGUUGGCCGAUAUGUUUAAGGAUCGCGUACAGGCUAUUUACCCUGGCACAGUAUGGUGCGGCGAUGGGCACUCUGCGCAGGCGCGUUCCAACAGUGAACUAGGCCUUUUCUUCUUCACGGACACCUGCUGUCGUCAGCACGAUGCCUGCAAGAUCUAUAUCAAGUCAGGUGAAACCAAGUAUGGUCUCACCAAUACUGGGUUAUUCACCAGGUCCCACUGCAGCUGCGAUGUAAAGUUCAAAGAGUGCUUGCGCAAGACCAACUCACUGGUUUCAGCCCAGAUUGGGCUCACCUACUUUAACGUGCUGGGACCUCAGUGCUUUCGCAAGGCGCAUCCCAUCGUCAAAUGUGUCAAAAAGACCAGGAUAACCGGUCAGAAGUGCGAGGAGUACGAGCUGGACUACACGAAGCCGAAGAUGUGGCAGUGGUUUGACAACGAGACUUUCUGACAGCCGCGCUGCAGGCACUCGAUGAAAACUUACAUUUUCAUAACUACUUAACCUUGACCUAGCGAUGAGAUUAUGAAGUUUAACUUUAAGACUUGCUUGUAUAUUUAACAACGUGAUAAAAUUUCGUCAUAAUCAUCAUGAAACCAUUAUACGUCCCAUUGCAGGGCGUGGGUCUCCUUUGACCAUGCGGCUUAGGGACUUUACACGUUUCUAAAUGGUUGUGAUACGUUUUAUAUUGUUGUUGUCCUUCAUUUUUAGUGACAAAUAUAACUUCUAAACAUUCAAAAAUGUGCGCAACUUAGACAUUGACGUCAUGCGCACACCAUUCGAACUGUUGACAUUUCAAUUGAGAACCAAUCGUCCUCUCAAUGGCAAUUUCAUGGUGUUGUCAUCUCUGACGUCCCGGGUUCAAUCCCCGGCCGGCUCAAUGUAGAAAUCCCGGAGAAAUACCGGAAAAUGCGCUUAUCCGGAUUCUUCCCCUAGUUCGCUACUGUACGGGACUUGACACAGGAGAUAAUAAAAAUCGGUUCUCACUACACAAAGUAUGUUGAGAGAAAAAAACGCCUUGAAUUGGAGAAUAGCAAAAUCAACC